AUGGCGCGCAUCAUGUACCCGAUAGCCUUCAAGCUCCAGGCCCUGGGCCUCCUUGAGACAAUGACCGUAUAUCAGGUCGCUACUGAACUUGGUGUCGCCCGUCGAACUCUGCGAAACUGGGUCACCAAACGCGCUCAAAUCCUUGCGUACAGAGGCAACAAGAAGCACAUGAAACUCACACCUGGCGUCCCAUCCGAGGUGUUACCGGACCCACCUGGAUUGCUUGAGUUUAUCCAUGGAUUACGGGACUCUGAACGAGCCCUUACUACGAUCCAUAUGGUGACGUGGGUGAAGCGCAAUCAACGGGAAUGGCUUGUGUCCUACUUGGUGGACAAAAGGCCAGGCUGUGGGUACAACUUACUGCUACAACGCUUUUUCAAACGUCAUGGCAUCUCGCGACAACGACCUGGCAUAAGUAAACGAAGCCAAGGGGAUCUCGAGGACACUCAUGACAUCUUUGCAGCUGAAUUUCACCGUGAGUACCGCGCACAUGGAGCGGAGAGCGUGUACAAUGUGGAUGAGACAGGAGAGAAGCAUUCGAUGCGAAUGACGGCUGUCUUGACCGCGAAGGCGGAUGGGUCCAAACUUCCGAUCCUGUUCGUCAUGAAAGGGACGCCUGGUGGCCGAAUCGAAACUAGCGAGUUUCCGACCUUUCCUGCUGGCCAUUCCUAUGCAGUCCAAUAA
Messenger RNA from Aphanomyces astaci, 684 nucleotides. RefSeq lists its product as hypothetical. NCBI's taxonomy places the organism in Eukaryota, Oomycota, Saprolegniomycetes, Saprolegniales, Verrucalvaceae. The record is from RefSeq and is a predicted model, not a curated record. Bases 1 to 684 code for a protein of 227 amino acids. The transcript is spliced from 2 exons.